AUCCUUGACUUAUUCAUAUAAACCAUGAUACCAUGUGGAUUUGAUGAUGAUUAAAUUCUCUAUUCUCUGGGUUCAUCAAUUUCAAUUUUUUUUCAGUUUAAUUUCCACAAUACAAAAGCUAAAGUUAAAGUCAUGACAUUGAUACUGAAUAAAUUAGGAAAACAAAUCAAACAAACGAUUCAUUUGGUCAAUGGAUCAGCAGUCAAUUUUAUUAAUAAUCAAUCACCGUUAAAUUUUGUUCGUUUUUUGGCAUCAAAAUCAGGAAAAAAUCCAUUUCCACAAUAUAUUAAUCUUCCACCUAUUUCUCCAUUAUCUGGUAAAGGUCAUACAUUUGAAACACGAAUUGAACGUAAACGAAAAAUUGAAGAUCCAAAUGUACCAAGUUUAAAUUCAAUUAGUGAAUUAAAAUGGGCUACAACACGUAUGUUGCGUGAUGUUCGUAGACGAAGAGUAUUCAUCGAUUAUUAUCCAUUUCGUCAAUGUUAUUAUAAUAUGAGAAAGAAUCGAACAUUGCCUGAAUCUGUUAGGGAAGAAGCAUACAAACUUGAACGUGCAUUACCACGAGAUUCUAUGUUUCAUUUAUUACAUAGUCGUUGUGCUAUAACUGGUCGAUCACGUGGUGUUGUCAAACGUUAUCGUAUGAGUCGUUUUUGUUUUCGAAAUUUUGCCGAUUAUAAUCAACUUUCUGGAGUGAUUAAAGCUUGUUGGUCAUAAUUUUUUUUUGUUGGCUACAAAUAAUAAUAAUAAUUUCAAUUUAA
Molecule: messenger RNA, 758 nt
Organism: Dermatophagoides farinae (American house dust mite)
Lineage: Eukaryota; Metazoa; Arthropoda; Arachnida; Sarcoptiformes; Pyroglyphidae
Gene: mRpS14
Product: mitochondrial ribosomal protein S14
Biological process (GO): translation
Cellular component (GO): ribosome; mitochondrial small ribosomal subunit
Molecular function (GO): structural constituent of ribosome
Source: RefSeq, a predicted model, not a curated record